Messenger RNA from Scheffersomyces coipomensis, 1436 nucleotides. RefSeq names its product Fe-binding Fe/S cluster assembly protein (gene ISA1). Gene Ontology annotation, molecular function: 2 iron, 2 sulfur cluster binding. The transcript has a single exon. The coding region runs from base 140 to 1024 and encodes 294 amino acids. Lineage: Eukaryota; Fungi; Ascomycota; Pichiomycetes; Serinales; Debaryomycetaceae. Gene Ontology annotation, cellular component: cytoplasm; mitochondrion. Gene Ontology annotation, biological process: iron-sulfur cluster assembly. The record is from RefSeq and is a predicted model, not a curated record.
UUAAUAUACCAUUUAUAUAUAAUAGAUUUGAUUUCUUUUAGGUUAUAAUUCCCCAUUUAGAGUUCAUCUUUAGUAUAGCUCACGUUAUAAUAGCUACAUAUAUCUGCAUUCAUAUCAUAUAACUUAUCAGACUUUCAUCAUGAUAAGAAGGAGACAAAUCUUACCCAAUGCAUAUGCAUCCACAAAGAGAUUUGUUACUAAUGAAUCAAAUAAGAAAGGUUCAAAACGAUUUAUGCAAACUUUACCUAUUGCUGGUAAUGGUACUGGAAUGAAAAAUGGUUUCUAUUCUGGUUUAAACCAUUCAAUUGCUCAACAACAAAGUAAUAGUACUACCAAUAUCGAUUCUGCAUCCACCAUUUUAUCAAAAUGGUCUUCUCAUAAAUUAACAUUCCCAACUGAUCAAUCUAAUACUACUACCCAAUCAAAUAAUCAUAGUACUACAACUCCAAUUAGGAGAUCAAGAAAUUCAAGAUUUGCUGCUAAGACUGUUAGUGAACCAUUAGAUACUUUAUCUUCUUCAUCUUCCCCUUUCUCCUCAUCCCCUGCAUCAUUCCCAUCCGGAACUACUAUAAUAGAUAUUGAAACUCCAAAAAUGGAAUUUCCAACUACUCCAACCACAACUCCAACUACCUCUGCAUCUUCAACUACAACUACAACUAGUACUACUGCUCCAAAGAAAAAGAGAACUUUACGUCCAAGAAAGGCUUUAAUCACCUUAAGUAAAGGAGCAGUUGAUCAUUUAAGGGCCUUAGUUAAUCAACCAAAUCCAAAAAUGAUUCGUGUAGGAGUGAGAAACAGAGGUUGUUCUGGUUUAACUUAUCAUUUAGAAUAUGUUGAGGAAGCGGGUAAAUUCGAUGAAUUAGUUGAACAAGACGGGGUUAAGGUUUUAAUUGAUUCCAAAGCUUUAUUUUCUAUCGUUGGUUCUGAAAUGGAUUGGUUAGAUGAUAAAUUAUCAUCAAGAUUUAUCUUUAAAAAUCCAAAUUCAAAAGGAAGUUGUGGUUGUGGUGAAUCAUUCAUGGUUUAAGCUUUUUGGAUACUUUAAGAACAAAACCAUCCACCUAAAUUUUAAUUUUAAUGAUCUGGAAUUAUUUAAUUAUAGACCGCUUCUAUUAGCAUAGAUUAUGGCAUUUACAUAUAUUUAAUACAUUAACGAACUUGCACUUAUUUAUAUUACUAUAACUUUUCCCGUAGCCUAUUUUAUUUAUUUAUUUAGAAGAAAACGUGACCCAUCCCAUCCAUCCUGCUAACUAAUAGUCUAUUUAAUCUUUCUACAUUCAAAAUAAGUAGCAUCAAUAUCGUCUGGUAAUGAACAAAAGUAUUCUAAUCUUUGCAUGGUUUUGAAUAAUUCAACCGAUGCCUUUUGUAAUUUAAGACAUGUCUUACCCCCAUCAGCAUCAUUAGUAGUACAUAUUAUACUUUCUUGAGUAUCUUUUUCG